GAAAAGUGACGUACGCUUGUCGCGCGUGGGCUGGACCGUGAGUUGGAGAAAGGGAAUGUCGGUCGGUGAGAGAUCGGUUACAGAGGCGGCCGGGAGCGUCAACAGAAUGGUAGCACAACAGAAAAACCUUGAGGGGUACGUGGGAUUCGCAAAUCUCCCCAACCAAGUGUACAGAAAGUCUGUGAAACGGGGCUUUGAGUUCACUCUCAUGGUGGUCGGAGAAUCAGGUUUGGGAAAGUCUACACUCAUCAACUCCCUGUUCCUGACAGACUUGUAUUCACCAGAGUAUCCCGGACCCUCUCACAGAAUCAAGAAAACUGUUCAGGUGGAGCAGUCCAAGGUGCUAAUUAAAGAGGGUGGAGUUCAACUGCUGCUCACCAUUGUGGACACACCAGGCUUCGGAGAUGCCGUUGAUAACAGUAACUGCUGGCAGCCUGUCACCGACCACAUUGACAGCAAAUUUGAGGAUUACCUCAACGCGGAGUCACGCGUCAACAGACGCCAGAUGCCCGACAGCCGAGUGCACUGCUGUCUGUACUUCAUCGCUCCUUCUGGUCAUGGACUGAAACCACUGGAUAUUGAGUUCAUGAAACGGUUACAUGAAAAAGUGAACAUCAUCCCGCUCAUCGCAAAAGCAGACACGCUGACUCCAGAGGAGUGCCAACAGUUCAAGAAGCAGAUAAUGAGAGAGAUCCAGGAACAUAAGAUCAAAAUCUAUGAGUUUCCAGAGACUGAUGAUGAGGAGGAGAGCAAGCUAGUGAAGAAGAUUAAGGACCGUCUGCCCCUGGCUGUGGUCGGCAGUAACACCAUCAUCGAGGUUAAUGGGAAGCGUGUACGAGGGAGGCAGUACCCCUGGGGCGUGGCAGAAGUGGAGAAUGGGGAGCACUGUGACUUCACAAUCCUACGAAACAUGCUCAUCAGAACUCACAUGCAGGAUCUGAAGGACGUGACUAACAAUGUCCAUUAUGAGAACUAUCGCAGUAGGAAGCUGGCGGCUGUUACUUACAACGGCGUAGACAACAACAAGAACAAAGGCCAACUCACCAAAUCUGACUCAGUUGAAGGCAUUAGGAGCCCCCUGGCACAGAUGGAGGAGGAGAGGAGAGAUCAUGUGACAAAGAUGAAAAAGAUGGAAAUGGAGAUGGAGCAAGUGUUUGAGAUGAAGGUCAAGGAGAAGAUCCAGAAACUCAGAGACUCGGAGGCAGAGCUGCAGCGGCGUCAUGAACAGAUGAAGAAGAACCUGGAGGCCCAGCACAAGGAGCUGGAGGAGAAGAGACGUCAGUUGGAGGAGGAGAAGGGCAGCUGGGAGGCCCAACAACGCAUGCUGGAGCAGCAGAAACUGGACGCUUCCAGGACCUUGGAAAAGAACAAAAAGAAAAAGAUCUUUUAAACCACUUGGACCAUCACCACAUUCUAGUUGCCAAUUAUACCAGCCUGGACCCUCAGUCAGUCUGUCGACCAAAAUCAUACAUUUAAACCCCCAUGUUUAGUUUCUUUGUGUGUGUGUGUGUGUGGGGACAGUGUGCCUCUGCACUCCCUGCUGACCUGGAAACAUUUAACACUGCCCACACAUUGUGCUCUUUUUACGCAUCGGUUCAUUUGCCAGACCUCACAGAAACGGAGAGCGGAAGCACACUUAACCUAUAAUACAUGAAAGCAUAAAAACUUCUCCGAGAUAUGCAAUAUUGUACGAAACAUUUUUUUGAAUUUGUAAUGUGUCAAAUUUCCCUCUUGCAUCAUGUGUUUGUUCAGUGUUUUUAGAUCCAGAGGUCACUUCUUCCUCUCCAACUGCAUAUUGAUUGGUCACAUCAAUAAAACUAAAGGCUGAAUCUUACCUCAGGCAUUUCUGUCCUUUAAACAAUUUAUUUUGUGGCUUCCUUUCCCUUCCUGAAAUGUUAAGCUCUUUCAAUAUUUGUGUAAAUUAAAUUAUUUAGCCAUUCAUGAAAUGUUCCUUCGGUUACUAUUAUUUUGUCAUGUUUAAUUUGUUUCUCAUAUAAUGUUCCAGUUCACUGUUUGUUUGAAGCGGUAGCAGAUUGUCAUCUACAGAGCCUUUAUGAACGUCACAUGAUUUGGCUAUAGAUCCUCCUUAUGAAGUGCUGUACGACAUUAUCAAUAUUAUGCAAACUCUAAAAAAAAAAUAAUAAUAGUAAAAAAAUUAAUAAAAAAGGAGGAUACAUCACAUAUUAUGUGAGUGAUUAGUUUGUGUCUGUUGCCUACCGUCGGGUACGUUUCCUGUUCUCUGUCAUGUAAACUGACCCUGAAGCAGUGAGCUGGCGUUCUUGGCCAGUUGUUUCUCUCUCUCUCUCUCUCUCUCUCUCUCUCUCUCUCUCUCUCUCUCUCUCUCUCUCUCUCUCUAUAUAUAUAUAUAUAUAUAUAUAUAUAUAUAUAUAUAUAGGCACAGAGUUCCAUCAGAGCUGGCCUCCCCCAAUACCUUUGAUGUACCUCUGCAGCUCCUUUUUAUAAUUUUGUUUCUCUUUGUUUUGCUUUUUCAUUUUUAUUGUACAAAGUCACAUAAUAAACUUGUGAUGAUGCCA
Pimephales promelas (fathead minnow) is the source of this 2534-nucleotide messenger RNA. RefSeq names its product septin-7 (gene septin7a). Gene Ontology annotation, cellular component: septin complex. The record is from RefSeq and is a predicted model, not a curated record. NCBI's taxonomy places the organism in Eukaryota, Metazoa, Chordata, Actinopteri, Cypriniformes, Leuciscidae. Gene Ontology annotation, molecular function: GTP binding.